Messenger RNA from Perkinsus marinus ATCC 50983, 3779 nucleotides. Its product is annotated as IFP53, putative. Lineage: Eukaryota; Perkinsozoa; Perkinsida; Perkinsidae. Gene Ontology annotation, molecular function: tryptophan-tRNA ligase activity; ATP binding. The record is from RefSeq and is a predicted model, not a curated record. Gene Ontology annotation, cellular component: cytoplasm. The coding region runs from base 15 to 3779 and encodes 1254 amino acids. Gene Ontology annotation, biological process: tryptophanyl-tRNA aminoacylation. The transcript has 20 exons.
CUCUUUCCCUCCUAAUGUCUGUAACUAGGUCUCCUGCUUUCGACGCUGCAUUGCACGUUAUCAAAGGAGCUGUUUGCACGGUUUUACGCAUUCCUACUGGCCGGACUACUGAAAGAGUAUCCCCACAUCUAGGUGGUGGUAAGCUCACUCUGAACUCGAUCAAGGAAGAGCCCACGGAGGAGCAGAAGGAGUUGAUAGCCACGAACGUUUACAACAAGGUGGAGGAAAAUGCGCCUUUCAAAGUUUUCACUGGAGUUCCUCGUGACCUUGCUGAGAGGAAAUACUUCGACACCAUGUACGACAGCUUCAAAGUCCCCGAGUCGGUGAAAGAGCUGCGGUUGGUGUACUUGGAACAGUGGAAUCUCAACUGCAAUGUCCAUCCUAUCAUCAAGUCGACUGGUCUCUUGGGCGAGGUGAAUCUGACGCAUUGGAAGUAUUCUGCCAAGAAGGCCACCUUGGAGAUUUCCUUCACUGUGGAACCUAGUUGUGAUGUUUUCGAGAUGGCAGAGGAGGACGGUAAUGUUGAGGAUCUUCCUUCGCUUGAUAUCGCGGUGCCCUACGUUCCUGAUGAACAACUUGACCAAAAUAGAGUUUUGGGAGUAUCGAACUGUCAGAAGGUCACCCCUUGGGAGGUUGAGGGCAGCGAUGAGGGUAUCGACUACGAUAAGCUGAUCCGUGAUUUUGGCUGCUCACCGAUUGACCAGAAACUCAUUGACAGGAUGGAGAAGUUGACUGGGAAGAAGGCACAUCGCUUCCUUAGAAGAGGGCUCUUCUUCUCCCACCGGGACUUGGGUAUUUUACUCGAUAAAUAUGAGAGAGGUAUCCCCUUCUACCUCUACACUGGUCGUGGCCCCUCUUCUGAGUCCCUUCAUCUCGGACAUUUGGUCCCUUUCCAAUUCACCAAGUGGUUGCAGGAUACCUUCGACGUCCCACUGGUUAUCCAACUGACUGAUGAUGAGAAGUUCUUCUUUAAAGACUAUCUGUCACUUGAAGAAGCUCAUCGAUUGGCCUAUGAGAAUGCCAAGGACAUUAUCGCUUGCGGCUUCGACAUGGACAAGACCUUCAUCUUCUCCGACUUGGACUAUAUGGGAACUAUGUACCCGAAUGUGUGUAAAAUUCAAAAGCUAGUUACUUAUAAUCAAGCACGAGGGGCUUUCGGUUUUACGGGUUCCGAUAGUGUUGGUAAGUCUAGUUUCUGUGCUAUUCAAGCUAGUCCUUCCUUCUCUACAACUUUCCCAUCCAUCUUUGGUGACCGUAAAGACAUCAUGUGCCUCAUCCCCCAGGCCAUUGACCAAGACCCCUAUUUUCGGGUUACUAGGGAUGUGGCACCUCGAAUGGGUAUGCUUAAGCCGGCGCUUAUUCACUCGAAGUUCUUCCCGGCCUUGCGAGGCCACAAGACGAAGAUGAGUGGUAGCGUUGGAAAUACUACCAUUAUGGUCACUGAUAGCAAGAAGGAGAUUAAAAAUAAGAUUAUGAAGUAUUGUUUCUCUGGUGGACAAGACUCAGCUGAGGAGCAGAGGAAGUAUGGUGCCAAUCUUGAGGUUGAUGUGGCCUAUGAGUAUCUUCGAUACGUUAUGGAGGAUGAUGAGAAGUUCAAGCAAAUAGGGGAGGAUUAUUCUUCCGGAAAGUUGCUCACGGGAGAGGUGAAGAACAUUUUGGUGGAGGAGCUGGUGAACUUGACUAAGGCUCACCAAGAGGCUCGGGCUAAGGUGACUGAUGAUGUGGUGAGGGAGUUCAUGAACCCAAACCGGCCAUCUCUAGCCAAAUUCAAGUCUAUUGGUAAGGAUCGCAAGCUGUCUCAUGCAGCUGAGGAAGGUGGCAAGCAGGAGUUGUAUGCCCGUCCAGCAGGAGGCACCGUAGAUCAGCGUACUGAUGAAAUACCCACUUAUAGUGCUGAACCGGUCUUGUCUAAGUACUCAGACAUGCGUUCGAAUACGAAAAUUCCCACGUCAACGGUGAAGGAAGAGACCGUUGAGAAAGGGUAUACUGACGGCCAUCCUCCUACACCUAUGACUGUCACUGCCACGCCCGUCUCGGCGACCUCUGGUAUUCCGGGGGCUAUUCCUGUAGCUAGGUCGACUAAGGAGGGUUCGGCUAGGGCUACAGCGGCACGAGAUGGUGCUGAUCAUUUGGUGAGUCCGUCGAACCAUACGACUACUAUCAUUGACGAGGUCGCAACGAGUCGUGAGUCUCCUCAAGUGUUGGGGACGAAUAGCGGAGCGAGUGGUAUCCCUAAGGCAGUAUCGACGGCUAAGGGAGAGGGUAAUGAUGAGGCUGUGUGGGAAGAAGAGGAUCGCGUGAGACGGGAAAACGCUGAGAAAUUACUUAAGGACGCGCAGGAGCGGUUGAAGAAGGAGAGCGAAGAGAAAGAAGAAGAGGAGGCUAGAAUGCGAGAGGAGGAAGAGGACCGGCGCGCGAGGGAAGCAUACGAUCGAAAGAAGGAGGAGGCUGAACGUAAAGCGCGAGUGGAGGCCGAGUCGAGGAAGGAGGUAGAACGGAAGGAGCGGGAGGAGAAGGAACGGAAGGAGAAGGAGAAGGAGGAAGCUGAGUUGAAAGAGAGAGAAGAGGCGGAGCGGAAGGAGAGAGAGGAGGCUGAUCGUAAGAAGAAAGAGGCGGAGCGGAAGGAGAGGGAGGAGGCUGAUCGUAAGAAGAAAGAAGCGGAGCGGAAGGAAAAGGAGGAGAUUGAACGGAAGGCGAGGGAGGAGGCCGAUCGUAAGAAAAGAGAGGCGGAGCGGCAGGAGAGGGAGGAGGCCGACCAUAGAAGGGAAGAGGCCGAAAAGAGAGAGAAGGAAGAGGCUGAACGGAAGGAGAGGGAGGAAGCCGAUCGUAAGAAGAGAGAGGCUGAACGGAAGAGAAAGGAGGAGGCUGACGGUAAGGAGAAGGAGGAGGCCGAGCGGAAGGAUAAGGAGGAGGCAGAAAGGAAGGCGAAGGAGGAGGCCGACCGUGAGGUGGCCGAGCGGAAAACGAGGGAGGAAGCCGAUCGUAAGAAGAGAGAGGCGGAGGAGACUGAACGGAAUGAGAGGGAGGAGUUUGACCGUAGGAGGCAACAGGCCGAACGGAAGGAGAAGGAAGCCAAGCUGAAGGAAGAGGCUGAGCGAGAGAAGGAGAUCGAACGGGAAGGGGGAGAAGUUGUGCGGAAUGGGACAGACCUGUAUGAGGUGGAGCAUGCUAAUCCGAGGAAGGAGGCAGAGGAGGAAAUAGAGGGAGGAUCUCAAGUGGUGAAGGAGGAGGAGGAACAUGAUGCUACUGAGUCGCCUCUUGCGAAUUCUACGAAAGCAGAUAGUGAGAGGGGCCGUGUCCAAGACCAGCAGGAACGCGUUGAGGAGGAUCAGCUGAAGGAUGCAGGAGGUAGAGUUGAUAUUCCAGCUGAGGUUACCGACCUCAACCAGGACGUAGAAGGAGUGUCGUUCGGUGAUAUGGUGAAGGAUACAGCUACGAGAGCUGCCAUGGUGACUAGGGAGUUAUGGAUGCUCUAUGGCGAGCCUGCUAAGGUGGAGGUUCUGCAUGCUACGGGCAUCGACUCUCCCCUAUUGGAAGUCUAUGUGGCUUCUAGUCUACUCUUCCUCUCUAUCGUAUGGGCGCUAUUGAAGAGGAGGUCCUUGUCAUUGCCUAAGGCUGAUGACGGUGUCAUUUGGAGGUUCAGAGCUUCCCGUCUUGAGAGACCUGUAUGUUCGACUGCUGCGUGCGCGCCAGCUGCUGCUGCUGUGAACACGUCGAGUGGAGGGAUAAAUGAGGAGCAGUUUAUGCAACUCCUACAGCAGGUAUUAAUUCUGGAGUGA